AUGGAUCGUGCAGGCAUGCAAGUGGAAUGCCUGCAACAAAACAUCGCGGACUUGCAACUAAAGCUCCUGGUGAAGGAGGUCGUACAUGCACAGGUUUUGGCUGCAGCCUUGAAAUGCUGUUCGCUCCGCAGCCAAACUUCGCCUUCUAGGCCAGCCUCUCCGCUGCUCGGGAUCACCCAGCCGGCAGAAUCCACAGUUCGGCCCGGCUCCCUCCUCGAAAGCAGAGAUCCUCCGGAAGAAGCUGUGGACACACAAUCCUCCUGGAACUCUGCGACCCUCGAUCAUGAUUCUUUGCCGAUCCAGGGUCAAGCAGAGGUCCGUUGCGAUGAUGAGGCAGUGAUGAGUCUACUUCGUGAGUUGCAAGAGGACCUGGCCACGGCCAGAUCGCGGCCGGAGCCGCGGCCCAGCACAGCAACAAUGGCAAGCCAGCUGCCAAUCGACCCACACCGACUGGAAGAGUUGGUAGCUGCCAACCUGAGCCAGUGGGUUUACCGCGCAGAUGACGUGUCUGAACCUCUUCCGGAAAUUCCUGGUAUCUCGCUUUCUGCAGACUGUCUUCGGGAAGACUUGCACACCGGGAGCGUGAAGGUGGCACUUGUCACAGCAGAACUACCAGGAAGACACCGCACGCUCUUCGUGGUGUUCAAAGGAAGCUCAUAUUUGCUUGAUUUCAUCAACUGGAAUUUGGAACAUGACUACGAAGUCAUUGGCGACGGAACACACUUCAUGCACAAAGGCGCUGCUGGAAUCAUGCGCAACCUCUUUUUCCUCAAGGUUCAAAGGGCUUCGUCCUUUGCCAAACAACUGGAUGCUGCUUACAACAGCGGGGUUCGGCAUUUGGUGUUGACGGGCCAUUCUUUGGGUGGAAUGUAUGCGAUGUGCAGCAUGUACUUCAUCUGGCGUGAGAUGCAGACGUUGGUUCCUGAGCGGAGUAACCUCAGAGGCCCAGGCCGUGCUCUCCUCCGUGUGGCGCGCUGCGUGGCUUUCGGUGCGCCCAUGUGCUUCGGUCAGGACAGCACGAACGAGCCCAGUGACGAGAAGUUUGCCAAGUUUGAGACCUUCCUCAAAGAGAAGGCGGUAAACUUCAUCAAUGCAGGGGACCCGUGCCCACGGGCCUGGUCCGCUGUGGAUCCACGGGCGGUUAUCCGAGAGGCCGCUGAGGCGAUGAAGGAGCAGCUCAAGGAGCGAAGCUUGGUGAGCCGGCAAAUCGCCACCCGCGUGAUUCAGGCGCUCUCCAGCGCUCUGCUUUCCCGGCCCGACAUGGACCGCCAUAUUGCCGGUUGCGCAGCGGGCUUCCUCCAUCUCUCAAGCAUUCGUCUGUUGAGCCGGGAGGACCGGUCUUCUUUUCAUUGGAAGCGGGACUUCCGUCUAAGCCGACAUGGCUUCGCAGACCACGCCAUGUCCGAGUACUGCGAGUUGCUGUUCGAUGCGUGCUAUGCCGACCAGCCGACGUGUCACAUGUACGAUGACGAUGAUGCCGGGACGAAGGUGCCACUGACGCGCAUCCGACCCAGUUUCGUGGCCCGACUGCGGCGGUCCAACUCCGAUUCUGGCAUGCUGGAAGCUGAUCCGGCAGAGUCCACAAACCCAUCAGAGCCCACAGCGACUGCAAGCUCAUCGUCGAUUUCUCCUGCCUCGGGGCCGCCAUCGCUGCAAGAGCUGGUUGAGGCUUUGGAGCAGGGCCGGAUGAACGCCCUGGAGGGUAAGUCCGUAUGGGAGGCCUUGCUGAGCUACAAAGCCAAGGCGACGAGUCAGGGCCACUUCUCUCUCGGCUCGGCCUGGAUUCGACUCGAUGAUCCGAUCUCCCGGGAGACAGUGACCAAGGCCAUUCACAAGUACCAGAACACCUGGCCAGAAACCUUGGAGGCCAAGGGCCGUUUGCAGAUGGCACUCCGCGAAGCGCAGCUGCUGCUGCUGGCCUUGGAUGCCUAUAGCUCGCACAAGGCCAGGCUUCCGAAUCCAAUGAAGGGACCACAAGCAGCUUUUGGAGGCCAGUACGUGGCAGACAGCCUUCGGCCUUGGGGAGAUGAAGCGAAUGAAGCGACUGAUACUGUUAUGCCGCAAGAAGCCGUCGAUGGGAUCGUCCAUGCUUGGCUUCAGACCCUGGAGAAGAAAUGGGUAGGUCUCAACCGGGAUCCCGGUGAGCUUAGAGGUGUCGGGAAGCAAUCUAACUUCAAGCAGGAGGCGAAGGUCGCGGCACUGCGCGUCCAAAGCGCUCACAAGGUGGAGGUGGAGUUCGAUGUGGUUCCAGGCAUUCGAGCCCACGACAGGAUCAUUUUGGGCAGCGAGGUGCAGUGCCGAGCAGACUGCGCCGAAGAGCACAUCACCAGCUUGAGGGGUCUGGCCGCGGGAGGCCACGAAGUUGCUGCAACCCCAAACCCAAGGAGGUUUGUACUGCAGACCAAUCUGCCGACAGUUGGAGGACGUUUUGGGAACCAUGGCAAAUGA
This is a messenger RNA of Symbiodinium sp. CCMP2456, 2448 nucleotides long. NCBI's taxonomy places the organism in Eukaryota, Dinophyceae, Suessiales, Symbiodiniaceae. The record is from the annotation of a GenBank genome assembly.